CUAGGAUUCGCCGCGAGCUUAUCGCUUAUCAUCUGCGCCUCCCCAUCUCUCCCCUGCUCCUCCGCCUCCUCGUGAUCCAUCCAAACCAGGGGUAGCCAUGUCGGACUCCGAGGAGCACCACUUCGAGUCGAAGGCCGACGCUGGGGCGUCCAAGACCUACCCGCAGCAGGCCGGCACCAUCCGCAAGAACGGCUUCAUCGUCAUCAAGGGCCGCCCCUGCAAGGUGGUGGAGGUUUCUACCUCAAAGACCGGUAAGCACGGUCAUGCUAAGUGCCACUUUGUUGCCAUAGACAUAUUCAAUGGGAAAAAACUUGAAGAUAUUGUUCCGUCUUCACACAACUGUGAUGUGCCACACGUGAACCGCACUGAGUAUCAGCUGAUUGACAUAUCAGAGGAUGGAUUUGUGAGCCUUCUUACUUCUGACGGCAACACCAAGGAUGAUCUUAGACUCCCAACUGAUGAGACUCUCCUGGGUCAGAUCAAGGAAGGAUUUGAUGGGGGAAAGGAUCUUGUGGUGACUGUCCAGUCUGCCAUGGGGGAGGAGCAGAUCUGUGCCCUGAAGGAUGUUGGCCCCAAGUAACUUCCCUAAAGAAGGCCGGCUUUUGAAGAGGGAACAGUUGUAUCUGAAAAUUGAAAUCGAAAAAGACGUGUAUCGCGACGAAAGAUUGGUACCGAGACAUUCGCCCUAGCUUGAGCUGGCUUUUGCUGUAGUAAACUCAAGUGCAGUGAUUGCUGGGUGUGGCAUCGUAUCUGGAUCAUUAUCUGUGGUUACAUUUGGGACCCUGUAUUUUCUAUGGUUUUAUGCCCUCUGCUUAGUAUCAAUAAAUUGGUUUGGAAUGGUUGAAUUUCAUCA
Messenger RNA from Setaria italica (foxtail millet), 853 nucleotides. Its product is annotated as eukaryotic translation initiation factor 5A. The record is from RefSeq and is a predicted model, not a curated record. NCBI's taxonomy places the organism in Eukaryota, Viridiplantae, Streptophyta, Magnoliopsida, Poales, Poaceae. The transcript is spliced from 6 exons. Bases 98 to 580 code for a protein of 160 amino acids. Gene Ontology annotation, biological process: positive regulation of translational termination; positive regulation of translational elongation. Gene Ontology annotation, molecular function: ribosome binding; translation elongation factor activity; RNA binding.